Molecule: messenger RNA, 3162 nt
Organism: Rhopilema esculentum
Lineage: Eukaryota; Metazoa; Cnidaria; Scyphozoa; Rhizostomeae; Rhizostomatidae
Source: RefSeq, a predicted model, not a curated record
GCGCUUUCAUCUACAAGCUUGUAUAGCUGACAUAGUCCGCACGUUGCACGCACUGUGUCGAAACUAGCACACGUCUGAAGCAGACUGGUUCUGAUAGAACACUGAUCUAACAUUCACAACUUAUAGAAAAGAGAGGUUUAUUUCAAUUGCAAAAUGAGGGAAUGUAUAUCAAUUCACGUCGGCCAGGCUGGUUGCCAAAUGGGCAAUGCAUGCUGGGAACUCUACUGUUUGGAGCAUGGAAUCGACCCAACAGGAAGAAUAAACGAAGACCGCGUCAAAGAUGUCAACGAUUCAAACACGACGUUUUUUGCCGAAACUGAAAGCAACAGACGAGUUCCAAGGGCCGUUUAUGUCGAUCUGGAACCGACUGUUAUCGAUGAAGUGCGCACCGGCACAUACAAGGAGCUCUUCCACCCUGACCAGAUGAUAACCGGCAAAGAAGAUGCUGCCAACAAUUUUGCUCGCGGCCAUUACACUGUUGGCCGCCAUAUUGUCGACUCUGUCCUUGAUCGCGUCAGAAAGCUUACUGACGUUUGCGAUGGACUGCAGGGAUUCAUCCUGUUUCACUCUUUUGGCGGUGGAACUGGCUCAGGACUGACAGCACGUCUCAUGGAACGGUUGUCCGUAGACUAUGGGAAAAAGAGCAAGCUGCAGUUCUCAAUCUACCCUGCCCCUCAAGUCUCGACUGCAGUUGUGGAGCCUUAUAACUCUGUGCUAACGACUCAUUUCACUUUCGACCACUCAGACUGUGCCUUCAUGGUUGAUAAUGAGGCUAUCUACGACAUUUGUCGCAAGAACCUCGAUAUCGAGCGCCCAACAUACUCAAACUUGAAUAGACUCAUCAGCCAAGUUGUUUCUUCAAUAACAGCAUCAUUGCGAUUUGAUGGUGAACUGAAUGUGGAUUUAAAUGAAUUCCAAACCAAUUUGGUUCCAUACCCAAGGAUCCAUUUUCCAUUGGCUAGUUUUGCACCAAUCAUAUCUGCUGAAAAGGCCUAUCACGAACAAUUGCAUACAAGUGAAAUAACAACAGCUGUCUUUGAGCCAGCCAACCAGAUGGUCAAGUGUGACCCAAGAACGGGCAAAUACAUGGCCUGUUGCCUGCUGUACAGAGGAGACGUCGUUCCAGGCGAUGUCAAUGCCUCAAUUGCCAAGAUACGCGGACUUCAUACUAUACAAUUCGUCGACUGGUGCCCAACUGGCUUCAAAGUUGGCAUAAACCACCAGCCUGCCACAGUUGUUCCAGGAGGUGACAUGAGCAAAACGAAUAGAUCUGUUUGUAUGUUGAGCAAUACCACCGCCAUGGCCUCACUGUGGGCCCGCCUCGAUCACAAAUUCGAUCUCAUGUACCGCAAAAGAGCUUUCGUCCAUUGGUAUGUCGGUGAAGGAAUGGAAGAGGGUGAAUUCAACGAAGCAAGGGAGGAUCUGGCGGUCCUGGAAAAAGACUAUGAAGAGGUUGGAGAAUCAGGCGAUAAGGACGAUGGAGAAGGAGGCGACGAGUAUUAACUCUAACGUCAGAAUUGAAAUAGUAAAUUGCAAAAAGGCAUUCAUUGGAGAUAGAAGUAGAUCUAUCAGAAGAAAUAGUGUAUGAUAACAACUUUGUAAUUUUAGGAAACUUGCACUUGAUAUAAAACACAUAACUAAAGGGGAACGAUGUAAACACUGGCAAUUUUAUAAGAUACAUGAAAACUUACUGAUUUUAAAUUACACAAAAAGCUUUAAUAAAUUCUUCAAGAAAACUAAUUUGUUAUUGUUUUCUCGACUUCAGCAUUUAAUGAAUAGAGACAUUUGGCAAAUAUGACAAACACACGAGUUAAUUGUAUUCAAGCGAAUAUUUCGUUUACUCUUUCUUAUACGAGGUAGCGCGGAUAAUCAUUGUGUGAGAACAAACUCCAGAAAGAGAUAUCAUGUGUAACAAGGAAAAUGCAGUUGCCCUUAAGAUUCAAGUCAAAGCCGCCCCACAUGCAUCGAUAAUGCGAAAAAUGCAUGUUUGGGAUCAUUGAAUUGCAUCUUAAGCAACCCCAACCAGGUACCAUUCGAAUAAUUUGUGAAAGAAAAAUCUUUGAAAAUUGUUAUCUCCGCAGUUUCCAAGAAACUAGGAUAACAAGGGUACCCAAACCUUGAUGCAUGUUCGACUUGGUUGAAUUUAACUUGGUAAAUUAGAAGCAAUUAUUUGAUGAGUAAUCUCAUUUGCUUAAAUCAAGCUUUGUGAUUUUAAAACAUGUACGGGUCCCUUCCUUACUGCCAACGACAAAUGAAGAUGAAUAGACAGAAAAAACAUUUUAGAAAAGACAAGUGAAAAUUGAUAAAUUGUGUUCAGUUCUGCAAGUUGUAGUUCAAAGGCUCCACUCAAUCCUCUUUCAAACAUUUUGCUAGGAUCCACCUUUUGGUCAGGCUGAUGGUGAACAUAACCCCCUGUAGUCACUUAUCAGUGGGUAAAGAAUAUGUCCCAUGCAUCCCAUACUAUAAGAGGUCAUUGCGACGGGAGUUAAAGCCAUUUUUAAGAGUUAUUUUUAAGUAGAAUAUCUUGUAGAGUAACACCCCAUGUGCAGUUCACUGUUUGGAAGCAUAAUAGAGGAAGGGGGUGCUGCAUCGUGACUCAAAUCUUUCCAAGGUCUUAUCAGUGUGGAAGAGAAAAUGGCCUAACUGCCAUACUGCGUACCCUGCCGAUGGAGGGGAUAGGGUUGAGACGGCAAGCUGUUCCCCUACUCUUGCUGUUGUAUCACUUAGAGCUUGAGGUUUGACACAGAAUGACAUAUUGGUACUUUUCAAUAACAAACUUGUUUACUUAAUUCUUAUGAUUGGUCAUUGAUCGUAGUACGUUUUUUCAAGAGAUUAGAAAGUGUAGAUUCUGAUAUUGCGAUUUCCGUGUAACUAAAAUGGUGACGAGGAAACUAGAUUAUAAACACGCAAAAAGUUCAUAAAGUUUCUUUCAAAAACAUCAAAAUUUUGUUACAGUUAUAUUGUUACAGAUUUAUGAAUCAGAGGAAUUAAAUAUACAAAUGUAAAUGAUAGGAACAAAAUAUUAAGUACAGCAUGGAAAACACCACUGAAUACCAAGUCAAUUUAAAAAUACCUAUUUUGACAGCGAUAAGGAUGCAUUUGUAGAGAAUAAUCAGUUGACGAAAAAGACAUGACAGCAAGAUUAGUAUGACGUGGCAGAAA